CAAAAUCCGCGUCUCCAUGCCCAGAAAGACGCGUCUGAGUCCAGUACCGUAACAGGCCAGCAACCACUUCAUGAGCCAACUCAGAUGCCACCAUGCCCAGAGAAAUAAUCACAAUCCAGGCAGGCCAGUGCGGCAACAGCAUCGGCAGCCAGUUCUGGCAGCAGCUUUGCCAGGAACACGGUAUCAGCCAAGACGGGAAUCUCGAAGACUUUGCGACAGAGGGCGGCGACCGCAAGGAUGUCUUCUACUACCAAAGCGACGACACGCGAUACAUACCAAGAGCCAUCUUGAUCGACCUUGAGCCACGAGUGAUCCACGGGAUACAAACCGGCCCCUAUCGAAACAUCUACAACCCGGAGAACUUCUACGUUGGCAAGAGUGGUUUAGGAGCCGGGAACAACUGGGGUGAUGGAUACCAGACGGCGGAGUCGGUGCAUGAGGAGAUCCUGGAGAUGAUCGACCGCGAAGCGGAUGGUAGUGACUCGCUCGAGGGCUUCAUGAUGCUGCACUCCAUCGCCGGUGGCACUGGAUCUGGCCUGGGAUCGUUCCUCCUUGAGAGGCUCAAUGACCGUUUUCCCAAGAAGAUCAUCCAGACAUACUCGGUCUUCCCGGACACGACCAACUCGGGCGACGUGGUCGUCCAUCCAUACAACAGCAUGCUGACGAUGAGGAGGCUCACGCAAAACGCCGACUCCGUCGUCGUGCUUGAUAACGGCGCGCUCGCCCACAUCGCCGCCGACCGACUCCAUCUCCAAGAGCCGUCGUUCCAGCAGACAAAUCAAUUGGUGUCAACGGUCAUGUCGGCAAGCACCACCACGCUGCGAUACCCCGGCUACAUGCACAACGACCUCGUCAGCAUCCUGGCCUCGCUCAUCCCGACACCACGCUGCCACUUUUUGAUGACGGCCUAUACGCCCUUCACAGGCGACCAAGUCGAGCAGGCCAAGACAGUCCGCAAGACCACCGUGCUGGACGUGAUGCGGCGGCUGCUGCAGCCAAAGAACCGCAUGGUGUCGACGGUUCCGGGCAAGAAGAGCUGUUACAUUUCCAUUCUAAACGUGAUCCAGGGCGAAGUGGAUCCCACAGACGUACACAAAAGCUUGCUGCGUAUCCGAGAGCGUCGCCUAGCCACGUUCAUUCCAUGGGGUCCGGCAAGCAUCCAGGUGGCACUGACCAAGCGAAGCCCGUACAUCCCCAUGGCGCACCGUGUGAGCGGGCUGAUGCUUGCCAACCACACCAGCAUUGCCACCCUCUUUAAGAGAAUAUACAGACAGUACGAGGGCAUGAGGAAACGCAACGCCUUUUUGGAGGGAUACAAGAGAACUGCUCCGUUCUCUGACAGCCUAAGCGAAUUUGACGAGGCGAGAGAGGUCGUUGCUGACCUCAUCGCCGAGUAUGAGGCGGCUGAGGAUGCGAAUUACCUGAACCCGGAGGUAGGAGAGCAGGCGACGUCCGCUGAAACCGAUAAGCGCAUGGGUUGAGAGUUGUUUGUGAUGGCCGUGGUGGUUUUCUUAUAGGUUUCCUUGGGGAUCUGGGGUGGAUGUCGGGAUGGCUAGGGCGUUCAAAGGAGCAUAAGGCGGCAAAGGAUGGGCUCGACCGCGUUUUAUUACCACGUUCACAUUUAUCAUUCUGUAGGGAGCUUUUUAUUUCCAUCGCAACCAAAGCAAUGCGACUGACGCGGUUGGCAUGUCAACAGACGACAUU
Messenger RNA from Thermothelomyces thermophilus ATCC 42464, 1704 nucleotides. RefSeq lists its product as uncharacterized. Lineage: Eukaryota; Fungi; Ascomycota; Sordariomycetes; Sordariales; Chaetomiaceae. The record is from RefSeq and is a predicted model, not a curated record. Gene Ontology annotation, biological process: microtubule nucleation; meiotic spindle organization; cytoplasmic microtubule organization. Gene Ontology annotation, cellular component: microtubule; cytoplasm; nucleus. Bases 93 to 1481 code for a protein of 462 amino acids. The transcript has 6 exons. Gene Ontology annotation, molecular function: structural constituent of cytoskeleton; GTP binding.